This is a messenger RNA of Seriola dumerili (greater amberjack), 1546 nucleotides long. RefSeq names its product syntaxin 8 (gene stx8). Gene Ontology annotation, cellular component: endomembrane system; SNARE complex. Bases 90 to 806 code for a protein of 238 amino acids. Gene Ontology annotation, biological process: vesicle fusion; intracellular protein transport. The record is from RefSeq and is a predicted model, not a curated record. The transcript has 8 exons. Lineage: Eukaryota; Metazoa; Chordata; Actinopteri; Carangiformes; Carangidae. Gene Ontology annotation, molecular function: SNARE binding; SNAP receptor activity.
CACACCCAAACAAGAAACAGUUUGCUGGUGAUUACUGCCGGAUGGUUCAUACUAAGUGGAUUUUCUUUUCUUAGCCAACAUUUAUCAUAAUGUCUCAGGAUUUGUGGUUACAGAACUAUGAUGCCACUUGUCGCCUGUCACAGGAAAUAGCAGAAAACAUUCAUGAAAGGAACAGGCAGCAGAGAACAGGGGGGAACCCUGCAAAGAUCAACAUGACACUACGGGCCUCACUGCAGAAGCUGAAACAGAAUAUUGCCCAGCUCAAAGAGAGUUUGUUGCGAGCUUCAUCAUCUCGGCGCAUAAUGCAGUCAGAAGCUGACAGGAGGCAGAACCUCAUUGAUGACCUGCUAACCAAAGAGAAGCAACUCAAUGCCACCUUCAAGGGAGACAUCGCAGAGCCAGAACCUUCCAGGUCGACGUUGAUGGCUGGAGGGGCAGGGGCGAGUGGAGGCGUUGCAGCCAACCCCUGGCUGAUCAACGAAUCGGAGGAGACCAGAGGACUGACCUUUGGGGAGAUCAAACAGCAGCAACAACGAAUCAUUGAAUCCCAGGAUGCAGGCUUGGAUGCACUAGCAGCUGUCAUCAGCCGGCAGAAGAUAAUGGGCCAGGAGAUUGGCAAUGAGCUGGAUGAACAGAAUGAAAUCAUCGAUGACCUCGCUCAUCUUGUGGACAAGACGGAUGGCAGGAUUCGUAACGAGACAAGAAGGGUGAAGCUGGUGGAGACAAAGUCAGCCUCCUGUGGGAUGCUGGUGGUGAUCGUGCUGCUUCUAAUAGCCAUCGUAGUGGUCGCUGUGUGGCCUGUGUAGGGGACGAGGACAGCAGUGAUCAUGGACCCGUGCUGGACGACUACCAACUACAGCGUGGUGCAGAAUGCCAGUGUAAAUCCUUUGCAUACACAUUGCACACAUGUACAGACACAGACACUUUAAACACUGUCUCUCAUCAGAUUUUAUUUUCUUAUUCUUGCUCUUCAUGUUUAGACAACGGUCACCAGUGAAUGCCCAACCAUGGCAAUGUGAAAUAAAGACUUAAGCAGCAGGUUCAUUUUUUUAUACAGUAAGUUGCUACUUGGGUGAAGGGCAUUGGUAGCCCUGCAGUAGAAUAUAUUGCUUGGGUGUAAAUUGUCCUCUUUAAUAGUUGUUCAAGUGUCUGGCUCAUUAAACCAAACCAUCAAACAGUUAAUUAUUUGGAGUGUUGUAAUCAAUUUGGAAAGUAUUUUUAGUCUGGACUGUGAUGAAUAUUGACCAACAGUAGGACCUCCCACAAGGUAUUGGGAGCUUUUCUUCCAUAAGUGUGUCUGUGGUCUAGGCUGAGGCUCACACUGGGUACAGUUAUUCCACAAGCUUUGCAACGUUCACACUCACUUAUAUUUACCCAUGCAUUACUGUAGCAGCUGUAAUGUUAUCAUUUGUCUUGGGAUUUUACAAUGUUUAUAGAGUAGCGCUCAGCCAAAACAAACAGCUCCGCCGUGUUACUAACAUGGCUAUUUUCCUUCCUAGUAAAUCAAUUCAGCUUGUAAUUUCUAAUAAAUGACAUUUCCAGUUAA